Rhinolophus ferrumequinum (greater horseshoe bat) is the source of this 449-nucleotide messenger RNA. Its product is annotated as cytochrome c oxidase subunit 6B1. Lineage: Eukaryota; Metazoa; Chordata; Mammalia; Chiroptera; Rhinolophidae. The transcript has a single exon. Bases 43 to 303 code for a protein of 86 amino acids. The record is from RefSeq and is a predicted model, not a curated record. Gene Ontology annotation, cellular component: mitochondrion; mitochondrial inner membrane; respiratory chain complex IV.
AACCGGGAGCCGCUUCAGGGGUUUUUUUUAGGAGUCAGCAAGAUGGCAGAAGACAUCAAGACCAAAAUCAAGAAUUACCAGACUGCCCCUUUCGACAGCCGCUUCCCCAACCAGAAUCAGACCAGGAACUGUUGGCAGAACUACCUGGACUUCCACCGCUGUGAGAAGGCAAUGACUGCUAAAGGGGGUGAUGUCUCCGUGUGCGAAUGGUACCGGCGUGUGUACAAGUCUCUGUGCCCCAUAUCCUGGGUGUCGACCUGGGAUGACCGCCGGGCAGAAGGCACAUUUCCUGGGAAGAUCUAAACUGGCUCCACCCCACCUCUCUUCUGUCCUCCGUCCUUCUCCCGGGGAGGUGAAGGGAGACCUGGGUACAUCCCGCCCUGGGAUCCUGAAUCAUGGCUUAACUAAUAAUAAAUACUUGUUGGAAAAGUGUAAAAAAAAAAAAAAAA